Molecule: messenger RNA, 2312 nt
Organism: Dryobates pubescens (Downy woodpecker)
Lineage: Eukaryota; Metazoa; Chordata; Aves; Piciformes; Picidae
Gene: CELF2
Product: CUGBP Elav-like family member 2
Exons: 13
Coding region: 148-1725 (525 amino acids)
Biological process (GO): mRNA splice site recognition; regulation of alternative mRNA splicing, via spliceosome
Cellular component (GO): cytoplasm; ribonucleoprotein complex; nucleus
Molecular function (GO): mRNA 3'-UTR binding
Source: RefSeq, a predicted model, not a curated record
GAAAUGUGACAACUGCCGGGGCUGGCGGCUGCCGCGGGGAGGCCUCCGCACCUGUGCCUGCCUCUCCGCCGCUCGGCGCAGUUGUGGGAUCCGCCGAGCACCGCCGCAUCCUCCCUCCAGACCGCCGCGGCGUCCCUGGAGCCCAGCAUGACUUCUUCGUUCAAGCUGGAUUUCCUUCCGGAGAUGAUGGUCGACGGCCGCUUGCUGGUCUCUGACAGAAUUAACGGCACAGCUAACAAGAUGAAUGGAGCUUUGGAUCAUUCAGACCAACCAGACCCAGAUGCCAUUAAGAUGUUUGUUGGACAGAUUCCCCGUUCAUGGUCAGAAAAAGAGUUAAAAGAACUUUUUGAGCCUUAUGGAGCUGUCUACCAGAUUAAUGUUCUCCGAGACAGAAGCCAGAACCCUCCCCAAAGUAAAGGUUGUUGUUUCGUAACAUUUUAUACAAGAAAAGCUGCUCUUGAGGCACAGAAUGCACUGCACAAUAUUAAAACUUUACCUGGGAUGCAUCAUCCUAUUCAGAUGAAACCUGCAGAUAGUGAAAAGUCAAAUGCUGUGGAAGACAGAAAAUUGUUCAUAGGAAUGGUUUCGAAGAAGUGUAAUGAGAAUGAUAUCAGGGUGAUGUUUUCUCCAUUCGGCCAGAUAGAAGAAUGCCGAAUCCUUCGGGGACCGGAUGGGCUGAGCAGAGGCUGUGCGUUUGUCACAUUUUCUACAAGGGCAAUGGCACAGAAUGCAAUCAAAGCCAUGCACCAGUCUCAGACCAUGGAGGGCUGCUCUUCGCCAAUCGUGGUGAAGUUUGCCGAUACCCAAAAGGACAAGGAGCAGCGGCGUUUGCAGCAGCAGUUGGCACAGCAGAUGCAACAGCUCAAUACUGCCACUUGGGGAAACCUCACAGGUCUUGGAGGACUCACACCACAAUACCUAGCUCUUCUGCAGCAAGCAACUUCCUCCAGUAACUUGGGUGCCUUCAGCGGCAUUCAGCAAAUGGCCGGUAUGAACGCUUUACAACUACAGAAUUUGGCAACUUUAGCAGCCGCAGCAGCUGCCGCCCAAACCUCAGCUACCACCACCAAUGCAAAUCCUCUCUCCACAACGACUGGUGCUCUGGGAGCCCUCACAAGUCCCGUGGCUGCAUCAACUGCUAAUUCCACAGCUGGUGCGGCCAUGAAUUCUUUGACUUCUCUGGGUACUCUCCAAGGAUUAGCUGGAGCCACUGUUGGACUGAAUAAUAUUAAUGCACUAGCAGGUACCGUAAACAUUGCUCAAAUGCUCUCAGGUAUGGCUGCCCUGAACGGAGGACUCGGCGCAACAGGCUUGACGAACGGUACAGCUGGCACAAUGGAUGCGCUCACCCAGGCCUACUCAGGAAUCCAGCAGUAUGCUGCCGCCGCGCUGCCCACCUUAUACAGCCAGAGCCUGCUGCAGCAGCAAAGCGCUGCGGGCAGCCAGAAGGAAGGUCCAGAAGGGGCAAACCUCUUUAUUUACCACCUCCCCCAAGAGUUUGGAGACCAGGACAUUCUACAGAUGUUCAUGCCUUUUGGAAAUGUUAUCUCUGCUAAAGUCUUCAUUGACAAACAGACCAAUCUGAGCAAGUGCUUUGGUUUUGUUAGCUAUGACAAUCCAGUCUCUGCACAAGCUGCUAUCCAGGCUAUGAACGGCUUUCAGAUUGGCAUGAAACGCUUGAAGGUUCAGCUGAAACGCUCCAAAAAUGACAGCAAACCUUACUGAUCUUAACCCCAGAUGCUUACUGCUCUUAUUUUAGCUUUCUUAGGGUAAGUCCCAUGAGCAAACCUGUCCUCUGCAGGGGGGUUAAGAAAGAACAUAGAGCCAACCUUCACCAAGAGACAGUUUUUACAGUUACCACUUCCAUUUCCCCACUUGUUCUUAUUACGUUUGGCUCCCAUUUCCUUGCCAAGUAAUUACCGAGUUGUGUUACUGUAUUUUAUUUUGCAGCAUAAUUUAUCUCCUUUUUAAAACAAAAAUAAAUGUCUUGAAAUUCAAAGCAACACACACACACACACACACACAAAAUGUGCAAUUUAACUCUGUGAACCCUGGUGCCAUUAGCACACAAUAAAAGUUGUUUUCUAUGGAUGGAUCGUAUUUUACCAGGGUGGCACCAGCAGUUUAUAGGUUAAACAAAAUGGCCUCAUGCCAGUUGAAGCACUUAUUUUGCAACAAAAAUUGAAACAAGUCUUUCCACUAUGUCAACUUGGUUUUUUGAGAAGAUUUGAUUAUGGGUUUUUUUCCGUUCAAGUCAGCGUAUCGUUCUAUCCGAGUCUGAUUUUACACUGGUCGUCUUUAUAUUUCACCUU